GGAUUCCGUAGUCUAUUUUUAGAAAAUAGCCUGAUCUUGUUUACAAUGUGAUCAUGAGUCACUGUCGUGGGUGGAAAACAUCUGGGACAUUCCAUAGUAAAUUUGUAUUGAAGAGCUUCUCCUUCAUUAAUCGACUUCCGCAAACCUUUUCAAAGGGAUUGAACAUUAAGGAUGGAUUCUACGCUUGGUAAAAGAAAACAUUCAACAAUGCAUUCAGACCAAGGGUUUGUCUCAAGUGAUUCAACCGGGUCUCUACAACUACCCUUGUCAUCCAGAGGUCAAGGCCACUAUUCUAGCGAAAAUCCUUGCAAUAUCAAUGCUACAUCAAGCAGUUUCUCUGGAUCAACACAAAGGCCAAAGCUCACAUCAAAUUCAAAUUCUCUGUCAUCCUUUAAUAACAGCUCUGAUGGAAAAUAUAUUGCAACAGGAGUAGUGACUGGUGGUACUGGCUUUAGUUCUUUUAAGCAGCCAUCUUGUAAAGGGCCGUUCUCUGUGGAAACUCCGUAUUUAAAUAAAGAGACUCCACUGAUUCUUGCUACAGCGCGACAGACAGGGUCUUCAAUAACAGCAUCAUGUAACACUGACUCCAUCAGGCAACUUCAGAACCCUUACACAGAUAGGGUAACCAGUAGCCGUACUUCAGAAUAUUUUCAGAGGACUCCUUCUAGUAGAACCCUUCCAGGGCCCCAGAGCAGGUCAGUUACCUCAACAUUGGCUACUUCCUCAGGGCUUGACACAGGGGAAGAAGAAGAUGACGACCUGAGCAAUACUGAUGUUCGGCAUGUAAGACAGAUAGAAAAUAGCUCAUUGUCAUCAAAUGAAUCUCAGGUGUGUAACUAA
Ruditapes philippinarum (Manila clam) is the source of this 840-nucleotide messenger RNA. RefSeq lists its product as uncharacterized. The record is from RefSeq and is a predicted model, not a curated record. The transcript has 2 exons. The coding region runs from base 172 to 840 and encodes 222 amino acids. NCBI's taxonomy places the organism in Eukaryota, Metazoa, Mollusca, Bivalvia, Venerida, Veneridae.